Rattus norvegicus (Norway rat) is the source of this 716-nucleotide messenger RNA. It is a transcript of the gene Ear1l1, whose product is annotated as eosinophil-associated, ribonuclease A family, member 1 like 1. The record is from RefSeq and is marked validated. Lineage: Eukaryota; Metazoa; Chordata; Mammalia; Rodentia; Muridae. The transcript has 2 exons. Gene Ontology annotation, molecular function: nucleic acid binding. Bases 64 to 534 code for a protein of 156 amino acids.
ACCCGUGAUUUCCAGGACAGCCAGCACUCAGUUCCACAGGAGCCAUAACGCACACUGGGAAACAUGGGUCUGAAGCUGCUGGAGUCCAGACUUUGUCUCCUUCUGCCGCUGGGACUUGUCCUGAUGCUUGCCUCAUGCCAGCGACCAACCCCUUCCCAGAGGUUUGCCAUCCAGCACAUCUAUAAUAGCGCCUACCCCCAAUGUAAUGCUGCUAUGCAGCGUGUUAACAAUUAUACAGGAAGAUGUAAGGACAUAAAUACCUUUCUUCAUACAAGUUUUGCUAGUGUUGUUGGUGUGUGUGGCAAUAGAAACACCACCUGUAAUAGUAACAGGACAAGAACAAAUUGUCAUGACAGUACAUAUCAGGUAAAAGUAACUAUCUGCAACCUCACAAAUCGGGCAGCCGUUUAUCCUCAAUGCCCAUACCAAACUAUAAAUUCAUCGAAGUUCUACAGAGUUGCCUGUGACCCCAGAACUCCACGGGACAAUCGCACAUAUCCAGUGGUUCCAGUUCACUUGGAUUUCAUAUUUUAGCUCCAGUGCCAUCACUUUGUAUCUGAGCUCAUCUGCUCCUGCCAAGAUCACAGUAGUGAAGAUCCAGUUCCUCUGUCUGCACUGCGUAUCAGCUCCUGUCCUCAUGAAACCUGUCCCUGACUCCACUCAAUUUAGCUGAACAGAUUUUUUUCUAAUCAAUAAAUGCCUUUCCAUAUGCAUCU